Molecule: messenger RNA, 1053 nt
Organism: Cryphonectria parasitica EP155
Lineage: Eukaryota; Fungi; Ascomycota; Sordariomycetes; Diaporthales; Cryphonectriaceae
Exons: 2
Coding region: 1-1053 (350 amino acids)
Source: RefSeq, a predicted model, not a curated record
AUGGCCAAGCUCGCCGGCUCCGCCCUGGUGAGCUGGAAGACCGCCGCCGCCGCAACACUACUGUGCAUUUGGCUCGUCUGGAGCGUCAGUUUCCUGCGCCCACAGGCGGCAGACGGAGUCCUCUCCACGCUACCUGGGCUCGGCAAGGGCGGCGGCAGCAGCGACAGCGACAGCGACAGCGCGAGCGCGAACGCGAGCGAGCCUCAGGACAAUAUCGAUGACGACAGCCUGCGGCCUCUCGUGCUAUACACCUAUGCCGAGUCCGAGAAUGCGCGCGAAAAUUUCGCCUUCUUCAUCCGCAACGGCCUGCACGGCCGCGCCGACUUCGUCUUCAUCUUCAAUGGCGAGACCGACGCCUACACCAUGCUGCCCGACCUGCCCAACAUCCAAAUCGUCCAGCGCGAAAACAAGUGCUUCGACAUUGGCGCGCACGGGGAGGUGCUACGCCAGGACGACUUGUGGAAGAAAUACAAGCGGUUCAUUACCAUGAACGCGAGCGUGCGGGGGCCUUUUGCCCCGACGUACUUUCCGAGUUGCUGGAUGGACGCGUUCCUGGGCAAGAUCACCGACAAGGUCAAGCUCGUCGGCACGACCCUCAACUGCCACCCUCGAAUCCACCUUCAGUCGAUGCUCCUCGCGACCGAUGACAUCGGCAUGUCCAUCCUGCUCGACCCAGACCUCGCCCUCUCAGCCUCCGUCAACGACUUCUAUGGCACCAGUCUGGACCCUGUAGGCUUCACGCCGUGCUUUUCCUCGCUCAAGAAGGCCGUCCACGCCGAGAUUGGCAUCACGACCUUGAUCAAGUCCCAGGGUUACGAGGUGGACGUCGUCAUGACGGCGCCCCACUCGCACGGUUCGUUCGAGGCUUUCUGCGAGGCGGCGGGCAAGCCAGACGACUUCCUGUACAAGGACAGGUACCUUGGUACCAACGUACACCCGUACGAGACGGUCUUCAUGAAGGCAAACCGGGAGAUCGAUCCCAUGUUGCUGCAGCGCCUGACGGAGUGGCACCUCGACGCGAACAUGACAAGCUGGGAUGCGUGUGGCCGGUGA